Mauremys mutica (yellowpond turtle) is the source of this 1773-nucleotide messenger RNA. Its product is annotated as zinc finger E-box-binding homeobox 1-like. The transcript has 8 exons. Lineage: Eukaryota; Metazoa; Chordata; Testudines; Geoemydidae. Gene Ontology annotation, biological process: anatomical structure development; regulation of transcription by RNA polymerase II. Gene Ontology annotation, molecular function: DNA-binding transcription factor activity, RNA polymerase II-specific; RNA polymerase II cis-regulatory region sequence-specific DNA binding. The record is from RefSeq and is a predicted model, not a curated record. The coding region runs from base 1 to 1773 and encodes 590 amino acids.
AUGGUGUCACGGCUGCAGCGAGGGGCUGCCAGCUCCCUGCCCCCGCGCUCCCCUCUGUGCGGGGUCCUGGGGAGUUUCCAGGCCUCGUUCUUCCCCCCGGCCCCCAAGGGCCCUGCAGGGCCCGGCUCCCCCGGCCGCCUGCCCGCAGAUCUCGCUUGUGGUGAGUCUGACUCAGAACAGAACAGGCCACAGCAGCCCCUGUCCCUGCCCGGGGAGACUUGGCCAGUAGCUGCCAGGCUCCCUGCCUCCCCCUCGUCUUCGUGUGCUGGAGACCCUACAAAAACAAACCAGGCGCUGGCUUUCAGGGGGGGCAGGGACCCCCGGGAGACUGAGCUGAGCCAGGACCCCAGCUCCACGGCUGCCCUCCUGCCGGCGCCCAGAGACCAAGGCAGAGCCGUGGGCGAAAUGCACCAGAGACGCAGUCACCCGGACCCCAACCACGGUCGGACUCCGGAGCCCCCUGAAGCGCCAGCGCCGUGGCCGGGUGCCCCGUCCUGCGAGUGCGAAUCUCGCGCCUUCGACUGCCUGAGCCAGCGCGCCCGGCUCCGGCUCCAGGGGGCCCUGGGGGGCACGGCCCAGCUCAGCCAGCACGUGGCCACACACUGCCGGCCCCCAGCCCGCCCCACCCCCAGCCAGGCGGAGACGCGGCCGUUCAGGUGCCCGGCCUGCGGGAAGGGCUUCAAAUACAAACACCACCUGAAAGAGCAUGAACGAAUCCACAGCGGCGAGAAGCCCUACGAAUGUGCCACCUGCCAGAAGCGCUUCUCCCAUUCCGGCUCCUACAGCUCCCACCUCAGCUCCCACCGCUGCCUGCUGCCCUCCCCCCCGGCCCCAUGGGAGAGCCGCCCAUGUGCUGCCAGGCCCCGGGGGGGCCGCACUGGGGGCUGCGGGGCCUACGGCAGAGACCUCCGCUUCCCGCACAGCCCCGGCCCAGCCCGGCCCCUUCUGGGCCCCCCUGACCUGGGAAUGGAGGGACCCAGAGAUGCCAAUGGGCCAGGGCCUGGCCCUGACCGGGGCCCCCCCGAGACCCCCACCAUGGAGCAGCCCUUGGACCUGUCUCUGCCCAAGCCAGGCAAGGAGCCGGAGCCCGGCCCGGUGCCCUACGAGCCCCUCUACCUGCCCACCUCCCUCUGCCCCCUCUUCCCAGCCUUCCUGUCCAGCACCCUCAGCCAUCUCCUCCCGCACGGGGCCCCUCGGCUGCACGGGAACCCGGACCUGCCGGCCCCCCAGUUCCUGCCCUUUCUGCUCUGCCCAUACGGGGCGGAGUCGGAGCCAGCACUGCCCACGGGCCACUGGGAGCAACACGGGCCUCCGGGAGCCGGGGGGCGCCCCCUGCAGGCAGGCAGGGAGCCGGGGGGCGGCCGGAGGCGGUUACGCAGGACCCCUGACGGGCUGUAUCUGUGCGAACUCUGCCCCAAAACCUUCCGGAAGAGCAGCUCCUUCCUGCGGCACCAGUACGAGCACACGGGGAGGCGCCCGCACGGCUGCCCGCUCUGCCCCAAGGCCUUCAAGCACAAGCACCACCUGGCGGAACACGCCCGGCUGCACUCGGGGGAGCGCCCGUUCCAGUGCGCCCGCUGCGCCCGCCGCUUCGCCCACUCCGGCUCCUACUCGCAGCACGUCAACCACCGGCAGGGCUGCUGCCGGGCCUGGGGUGCCCCUGCCCCCCGUGGGGAGACCCCUGCUCCCAGCCGUGCACCCCAGGGGGAGAUCCCCACCCCCCACGGGGAGAUCCUGGGAGAUCCUGGCCCCCACCCACUGUCACCAGGGUGA